Acytostelium subglobosum LB1 is the source of this 174-nucleotide messenger RNA. RefSeq lists its product as hypothetical. The transcript has a single exon. NCBI's taxonomy places the organism in Eukaryota, Evosea, Eumycetozoa, Acytosteliales, Acytosteliaceae. The record is from RefSeq and is a predicted model, not a curated record. Bases 1 to 174 code for a protein of 57 amino acids.
AUGGCUGUAGUCAACUUGGCUAGCAACACGGCGGCCGUCUGUCUAGUUGGAGACAUAGGUUCAAGGCAUCAUGGCGGAGUCACAAUGUUGGCCCGUCUGUCUAGUUGGAGACAGAGGUUCUGGACAGUGGUCGGCAUGGCAGAGUCACAAUGGGGCUGUCUGUCUAGCUGGUGA